This is a messenger RNA of Nicotiana attenuata, 919 nucleotides long. Its product is annotated as probable endopeptidase p60. The coding region runs from base 202 to 657 and encodes 151 amino acids. The record is from RefSeq and is a predicted model, not a curated record. The transcript is spliced from 3 exons. Lineage: Eukaryota; Viridiplantae; Streptophyta; Magnoliopsida; Solanales; Solanaceae.
UACAGGACUUUAGCUGCAAAAAUGGUUAGGUGACUUAACUCGUGAAAACAGUAAUGAGGGAGAGAGCGCGUGCUGAUUCCCCUCGAAAUUCAAACCUCAGUCACAUUGAGUACUCUGUCUGAAUUCCGGAAUCCCUAAAGCCCCUUUUCCUCCGUCUGCGAACCAAACACCCCGACGGUACGGCGUAGUACAGAUCGAUCGAUGCGGAACAUUCUAUCGAUGUGGGAAAAUGGAUCCGGCAACGGCAAAGAUAAUGACGAUAACAUCAAGGAGAAGAGCAUAACAAAAGCAGCAGGGUUCGUGGUCUUCUCGGGAAUCGCAAUGAGCAUUCUCAAAGCCGUCAAUCCUUUCAAUAAUCCAAACCUCAAUAUUAAAAGCAGUGAGGUAAAGGCAACAGUUUUUGAGUCAGCUCAACCUCAAAUUCAGCCUCACGUGCUUCAACAAUCCCAGCCAGAGCCUGAGCCCAUUGUCAAGAAACCGAAUUGUUGUGCGGAGAAAAGAGCAAAGGAAGCUUCACAAAAUGUAAUAGAGAUUGAGCGGGGAGACACUCUUUGGGGACUCUCUAGACAAUAUGGGGUAUCAAUUGAGGCAAUUAAGGAGGCUAACGGGCUUGAAGGGGAUACCAUCUAUGCUGGCAAGAAACUUGUAAUACCCUAAUGUGCUCCUUCUCUUUGCUUCUUCUUGUUGUAUCAUUACUUAUGAUGUGAGUUUUUUUUUUCUUCCUUUUUGUCUAUUGGGUAAGCUGUAUUAGGGCAGAAAAUUUUGUAGUUUGAGACCAACGCUAUGGCUGCCAGUGGAGAUAGGGAUGUGAGAUUGGUUUUGAGCUAUGUAAAAUGAGGAAAAUCUUAGCUGCUAUGAUGAACUUGUAUCUUGACUCACAAUAUUUUAUCAUGUAGAAGAAAUGCUUACUUUCCAAAUC